AUGUCGUUCGGCUUCCAGUUUGACGAUUCAGAGAUGGACGAGGAGUACCUCUCCUCCUCCUCCAAUCCUCCUAUCCAGGCAUCUGCACCUUCAGCAUCGGCAUCGGCGCAGGCAUCGUCGUCCACUGCUGCUGUGAUUCCAUUUCAGAGCCAUUCGGUGCAGGAUAUGCUCCAGAACCUGCCUUCGAGGAUGUCCUACUCGUCAAUCGAUGUCAGCUUGCCAAGUGGGACCGGCGAAGCGAGAACAAGAGUGCAGAGGCUGUUGAGGCGCGAUCUGUUCGACGCGCGGUUUCAGAUGCUUCUGGACGAGGAAGAAGAGGACGAGCAGGCCGAAAACGGGACUCAACAGAGUAAUGGAGGACAGCAGCAGCAGCAAGGGAGAGGACAUGUGGAUGCGGACUCGGAUUUGAUACCGGGUGUGUACGAAGGUGGUCUCAAGACGUGGGAGUGUGCUUUGGACCUAGUCGAGGUGCUAGACGCAAUGCAUUCCACAGCUUCCUCAACCUCACCCAGCAGCUGGUCAGAUCGGCUCUCAGGAAAGCACAUCCUCGAGCUCGGAUGCGGCACAGCUUUGCCCACACUCUUCAUCCUCGACCAACUCCUCCAAGAACCUUCCCGUCCAAAUGGCAUCGACCUCACCCUCCACCUCGCCGACUACAACGCUCAAGUUCUCCAACUCGUCACCCUGCCCAACCUCAUCCUCACCUGGUACGCCUCCCCCGCCUCCGCCCACUUCCGCUCCACCACCGAGGCCUCCCACCUCGUGCACGAACGACACGAACUCGAACGUCGAGGCCAAGACCACUUUGAUCUGGAAAACGAACUGCCUAUUACCGACGAGCUCGUCUCCGCUUUUGCAGAGUCACUCGAAUCGCGCGGCAUUCACCUCCGAUUCUACUCGGGCGCAUGGUCCACGUUCCCUCCCCCGCCCGCAACGCACAAGAUGGACCUCAUCCUUACGUCCGAGACUAUAUACUCGCUCGAGUCGCUCCCGGCGCUUGUCGGGCUGAUGAGCAGCUACGCCAAGCCGCAGGGGACGGGCGAGGCGGGGCUGGUGUUGGUUGCGGCCAAAGUCAUUUACUUUGGCGUCGGGGGUGGCGUCGAGUCGUUCAAGCAGGUCUUGUCGCAGCUGCAGCCUGCCGCAACAGUGGAGCCCCUGCACAGCGUGACCAAGGGCGUCGGCCGCACGGUGCUCUCUGUCACUUUUUGA
This is a messenger RNA of Sporisorium graminicola, 1209 nucleotides long. RefSeq lists its product as uncharacterized. Gene Ontology annotation, molecular function: protein-L-histidine N-tele-methyltransferase activity. The coding region runs from base 1 to 1209 and encodes 402 amino acids. The transcript has a single exon. Lineage: Eukaryota; Fungi; Basidiomycota; Ustilaginomycetes; Ustilaginales; Ustilaginaceae. Gene Ontology annotation, biological process: peptidyl-histidine methylation, to form tele-methylhistidine. The record is from RefSeq and is a predicted model, not a curated record.